Messenger RNA from Recurvomyces mirabilis, 870 nucleotides. RefSeq lists its product as uncharacterized. NCBI's taxonomy places the organism in Eukaryota, Fungi, Ascomycota, Dothideomycetes, Mycosphaerellales, Teratosphaeriaceae. Bases 1 to 870 code for a protein of 289 amino acids. The record is from RefSeq and is a predicted model, not a curated record. The transcript is spliced from 2 exons.
AUGUCAGGCUUCCAAGACGUUGCUGCCGCUAUCGGUCUCGCAGAACUGGCGCUCCGGAGUAUCUCUCGCAUUCACGAGUUUGUCGUAUAUCUGAAGAAUGUGCCGGAGUCUGUGGAAAGACUGCGUACGGAGCUGUGUCAGCUGGACAGCUGCCUAGCAGAACUCUCUACUUUGCACCUGUACACUACACCCGCGCAAGCCGUCGUCAGACGCCUCGACUUAUCAGCGGUUGUCAUCAGAUGCGGUGAUAUCUGUGCUGAUCUCGAAACAAGCCUGAGAAAGUGGACAGAAGGUGGACCAGACACUUUGGCCUCCAGACUGCGGGUCCGCUUCAACAAGGCGCAGAUCGAGGACGCCAUACAAAGUAUCGCUUCUGCCAGGGGUGCCAUCUUGUUGGCGGUGUCCAUCACCAGCCUACAUUUACAGGUCAGCGCCGCGGAAACCAUGUCGAUGCAAAGGAAGCCUGUGCCGAGCAGGCAACAGCCAGAUAAAAGUGCUGUGAGUGCGCGCACCAUCGAGCGCGUAGACCAUACCAAGAACAGUGGGCAAGCGAAGAUGAAUGCGGGGAUGGCGGUGGUGACUGUUACGGCACAGGCGAUUCUUUCCACGAAAGACAUAGUCGGUAGUCCGGACGUGAUGAAACAGGAAUCCUCAGAGCAUGAGUACAAGGACGAUUGGAAGGCCAGAUAUGUCGAAGAUGUCCGCAGUGAAGCUCUAGAGGACCAGAUUGUGGAGGAUAACGAAGUUCUGAAGUCUGCGGACACUUCUAUUGGAGUUGUAUCAGCGAAGCUCAAAAGACAGGUCAUCAGGGGAAACAAGGUUAUUGGCUCACAGAACACAACCAUUGGUGGUGUCCUUCAGUGUAGGUGA